Owenia fusiformis is the source of this 870-nucleotide messenger RNA. NCBI's taxonomy places the organism in Eukaryota, Metazoa, Annelida, Polychaeta, Sabellida, Oweniidae. The record is from the annotation of a GenBank genome assembly.
AUGCAAAAGAUGACCAAGGGUCAAAGGAGCCAAAAGGUACACCACCAUGUAUCAUUUGUCCAAAAGGGCAGAAAGGUGAUCCAGGAACAAAAGGCGCAAUUGGUGACCGAGGGCCGACUGGGGCAACAGGUCCACAAGGGCCGAAAGGUGCAAAAGGUGACAGAAGGCCGACGGGGGCAACAGGUCAACAAGGGCCAAAAGGUGCAACUGGUAACCGAGGGCCGACUGGGGCAUAUAUUCGCCAUCGACAUUUCAUGCAGCAUUAGUCCAGACACGCCUAACCAUCGACAAGUUGGAGCGGCAAAAACUGAUGAUGAUGUCAAACAACUCAUAGAAAGGGUUGAUAAACUGGAAAUCCUUGUUGAACAAUUGAGCUGCCAAUGGACAUCUUGGUCGCCAUGGAGUGUUGGUCGUUGUUCUAGCUCAUGUGAUGGAGGGACACGUCGGGAUAGAAGAACCAGAAAAUACACUCAUUGUGUAUCUGGGACAGUUACAGAAACAAGGACCAUGUCAUGUAACACACAGAAAUGUAUGUACUGUGAGUGGGGCAGUUGGACAUCUUGGUAUGCUUUUGAACCUUGUCAACUUAGUUGCGACCAAGUGGGAAUAAGAACACGUGGAACACGUUACUCUUUCUGGGGGAGUACAACUAAAUGCAUAGGAUCUUCGUUUGAAACACGUACGACUAAUUGUAACACUUUACCAAGAUAUAGAGUCUUUCUCCCUGAAUUACCUCCAAAUUGCGAACAAUAUAGGCCAACAGCCUACCCAUAUAAGUAACAGCCUGAGAAAUAACUAUAUAGUUCUGAUGUUUUCAUUCUCUAAUACUCUAAAUGAUUAAAAAGUAGCUAUCGUGGCAUUUAAAGAGAG